Messenger RNA from Dreissena polymorpha, 5335 nucleotides. Its product is annotated as protein ECT2-like. The record is from RefSeq and is a predicted model, not a curated record. Lineage: Eukaryota; Metazoa; Mollusca; Bivalvia; Myida; Dreissenidae. Gene Ontology annotation, cellular component: cell cortex; nucleus. Gene Ontology annotation, biological process: activation of GTPase activity; mitotic cytokinesis; intracellular signal transduction. The transcript is spliced from 23 exons. Gene Ontology annotation, molecular function: guanyl-nucleotide exchange factor activity; GTPase activator activity. The coding region runs from base 24 to 2582 and encodes 852 amino acids.
CCGCCAAUUUCAAAGUGGACAAAAUGGCGGAGAACACUAGAUGUCUCGAUGCAGUAAACGAAGAUGAUGGCAAGGAGGUGCGGCUGAUCCUGGUGGGAGGGGCCUGCAGCAAACACAAGGCUCUGAAGAAUGCACUGGAGAACCUUCCCUACGAGGUAUUUGAGUCAGAGACAGGCAGCGAGUAUGUGGCGGACACAACAGAGUUCGACACCAUCUUCGUGCUGGAUGAGUUCAAAGGAGACGUGUUUGAGCAACUACGCAAGGCAGAUGUCAGAAUAGUGGGACCCCCUGUCAUCAUCAAGUGUGCCACAGACAAACAGCCCAUCCCAUACAACUCCAGGCCACAGUACUGUUGCUCCAUGACUGGGCUGAAAGUGUGUUUCACUGGCUUCAAAGAGAAAUCAGAGUUGAGCCAUUUUGUUGACCUGGUACACUACAUGGGUGGUAACGUACGAAAGGACUUCAAGUGUAACAUCACACACCUGGUGGCCAACGCCAUUGAUGGGGAAAAAUAUGAGUGCGCAGUGGGCUUAGACAAGCCGAUAAUGAGUUCUGAUUGGCUGACACGGGUCUGGACCGAACGGGACAAGGUGGAUUUCCGUGCUGAUGAUCCAUGUGUGAUGAAGUACAAGGUUCCUCCAUUCUACAAGAGAUGCCUCAGCUUUCUUGGAUUCUCCCAUGAAGAACAGAACCAUAUGGAGGAAAUCACUAUAGAAAAUGGUGGCACGUUUGCCAAUGUUGGUGACAAGGAAUGCAGCCAUCUGAUAGUGGACGAGGCUCUGAAAGACCUGCCUGACAAUAUAAGCCUUCCUAAACAUGUCGUCAAGGGAGAGUGGUUUUGGGCAUGCAUACAAAUGGAAGCAAGGGCAGCAGAGAAGUUUUAUACAUUCCAAAAGGGAGAAGCAGUUCAGAAUCUGUUCACGCCCGUGUCAACUAUGGCCGGAUCAAAGACUCGGAAGCGCAAGCGACUGAAAGAGAAUAUCGCUCAGCUGGUGUCGGAUGAUGAGCUGGAGUCGCCGCUGUACAACAAGCGACGCUCGGGAAGCAUCGAUGGGAUUAUCAGCCCUAAUUCCUUCCUCGAUGCUUCCAACACCCCAGAUAUCUCAGAUAUCAACAUCAAAACCAUCAACUCCCCUACAACACCAUGUAGUAUGCCUUACGACCCAGCAGACAAUGACAAGGAGCAAGUGAAGGUCACGCCAAGGUUACAGGUGGUCAAGGAGUUCCUGCAGACUGAGAGGAACUAUGUGGGCAUACUACAUACGCUAUUAAAUACAUUCAAGGCCCAGAUUGAGAAGCAGGACCAGUACAGCGGGGCCAUCCUGGCUGCACCCGAUGUAAAGCUGAUCUUUGGCAACAUUCCUCCCAUCUACAACAUCCACCUCUCGAUACGGGAGGAGCUCGAAAAAAUGGUGGAGACGUGGAGCGAGGAGAAACCGGUGGGGACCGUUAUCAGCAAGAAUGCAGAGGCAUUGGUGAAAGCAUACCCACCAUUUGUAAACUUUUUUGAGGACACAAAAGAGAGGAUACAAAAAUGUGAUAAAUCCAACCCCAGGUUUCACGCCUUUUUAAAGGUGUGUCAAACCAAGCCAGAGUGUGGCAGGCAGACAUUGACAGAGUUGUUGAUACGGCCUGUACAAAGGCUCCCCAGUAUUACCCUGCUUUUAAAUGAUAUUUUAAAACAUACUCCAAAAUCCAAUCCAGAUUAUGUGGAGUUAGAAAAAGCCAAUAAUGUUUUAAAGGAAGUUAUGACACAUAUCAAUGAGGACAAGAGAAGAACAGAAAGUCAAGUGGUCAUGUUUGAUAUCAUGAAAGACAUUGAAAACUGUCCGGCAACCCUCCUGUCAUCACAUCGUAACUUUGUGUCUCGUAUGGACGUCAUUGAGCUGUCUGACGCCCUGUCUGAUCGAGGAGCGCCUCUAUCUCUCUUUCUCUUUUCUGACUGUAUUGUGAUUUGCAAACGCAGAACAAAAGUGCUACAUUCUAAGAGUCCUGCAGCCUCAAAAACGCCCCAGAAGGGCUACAAACACCUGGAGUUCCUGCCCCUGCAGUGUGUCAAGAAAGUUCUGGAUAUCCUCGAGGCCAAGGACUGCAAGGAUGCCUUUGGCCUGAUUGUGAAGAACACAGAAGACAUGAAGGACAAGUUCUACUCCUUCAUGAUGGACUCAGAGGACGUGUCCAAGAGCACUUUGAUAACAUCUGUGGCCAAGUCCAUAGCAAACACUGUGUGUCGCACUGACUAUGAGAGCCUCAUCUCCAAGGUGGACGGGGAGGAGUUCCAGGUGAGCACGGUGGACCUGUCUGGACAAAAACUGAGCAAGGCAGCCAGCAGGUUCAGCCGUCGAGUGAGUAGAGCCUUUUCGUUCAACAAGACGCCACGGCGGAUCAAGCGAGCAGUGUCGCACGUGUUCAGCCCGUUUGUGAAGGACAGCUCGCGUGACUUUACCCCCGGCAACCUCCAUGGCAAACGUCUGGCCAGCAGCAUCGACCUCACAUCGAAUGAUGACAACAUCAGCAUCGGUUACCUCGACGACGACACUCUGAGUCUGGGGGCGUUCUCUAUGAAGGGUCCCUUAGACUGACCCGCGCUGGCCCCUGCACAACUGGGUGUCACUGGAUCCAUUAGGGGCCACAGGAAACCUAGAUUAGCGAGAUUCACUAGAAGCUAUAGUUUCAGCUUGUUACGGAGUGACUGCACUGGACUCAUGAAGUGGUCCAGGAGAAAUGUUACCUUUGAGUCCAAUGUGUAGUUGGAAAAACAAGAUCAUGCAUUCAAACUGAAUCAGGCAUUUUUCUAAUUAAUUAAAUAAUUUCACCCUUGGUAACAAUUGUUUUAUCAAUAUUUUGUUGACCAUUCUUUCAAAAUGAUCAUUCAACUGAAAUAAGAUAUAUAUAUUUUUUAAUUUAGUGACUUGUCAGUACUAGUUUUAUAAUAAAAAGAUAACAGAUUUCCAUCAUGUAGUUGCAACGCUUAUUUAAUAUCGACGAGGGCUGUUUGGAAAGAUCAUUCAUAGACUCUGAAAACAUUCUAAAGAUUAAUAAAUUUCUACAUAAUUUGUGAUGCAACUUCUUUAAAUUUACAUAAUCAAAAUAUGAUGCCCAUUUUAACUCUGUCUUACAUGGAAGUGUACGGUAAAUUACAUUUCCACUGCAACAGAAUGUUAUUUUUAAGUCACCCAUGUUUGAACAGCUCUGUAGCUAUGAACGUUAAUAUGCUAAUAAUAAGUAGUGUUUUUUCUUUAAAGCAAUGUUUGUCAACUUGUUUUAUAUUGAAUGUGGCAAAAUAUGAUUGUUUAAGAUUAAAAUUAUAAAAUAUAGUACAUAAUGGGGGAAUAAAUCAGACUGUGAAAACACUUUUCGGAUAUUCCUUGUAGAAGCAGGUAUUAAAAUCUUUUAACUCAUGACAAGGGAUUUCUUUGCAUCAGUGCCUUUAAAAAAAAUAUGCAAAUAACUUGAUAAUUUCUUAUGCAAUCAUAACCACUUUAAAAGAUCGUGUUUUAUCUGUCAUUGAUUCAUUGCUUUUACGUACACUGUUUGUAGAAAUGCAAACAUUUCAGUCAAGCUAUGUGCCAUUGUUAAGUUAGUGUCAUAAAAUAUAUACUAUAUUCAAGUAGCAUGUAUUAUGGUUUAGUAAACUGUUAUAUAUAUUUCGCUUUCGAACAUAACAGUGAACUGAAUCAGUGAAUUUAAAGUCAGUACUAACAGUGUCAUACUUAUUAUCUAUCUAUCUCAUAGUAUUGCCUCACGCCUCUUGCGAGUGUUAUGGGCAGGAUAGUAUUAUUAGAUAGAUACAAUCAUGUCAUGAAACUUCAUCAAAAUUAAAUAAUUAUUAUGAAUGCUCCUCAUAAUUGGCAAGCAUUUAUAUGAUUUAGUUAAAAAUAUUACUUGUGUUUUAUGUUUAAAAAAAUAUUUACUGUGAAGCACUCAAACAAUAUAAAGUCAUUGAUUUUCCAUAAUUGUCAUAUAGCUUUAAACUUAAUUAACCAGGUUUUCCGAAGGAAAAAACUGGUUAUUAGAUUGGCGAAUGCGGGCGGGCUGGCUGGUGGGCGGGCGGAACAAGCUUGUCCGGGCCAUAACUAUGUCGUUCAUUGUCAGAUUUUAAAAUCAUUUGGCACAUUUGUUCACCAUCAUUGGACGGUGUGUCGCGCGAAAUAAUUACGUCGAUAUCUCCAAGGUCAAGGUCACACUUUGAGUUCAAAGGUCAAAAAUGGCCAUAAAUGAGCUUGUCCUGGCCAUAACUAAGUCAUUCAUUGUGAGAUUUUAAAAUCAUUUGGCACAUUUGUUCACCAUCAUGGGACGGUGUGUUGCACGAAAGAAUCACGUCAAUAUCUCCAAUGUCAAGGUCGCCACGACUAAAAAUAGAUUAAAAAAAAAAAAAAUUACAAAGGGGGUUAAUUUUGUUUGUUCAUUUCAAAAGUUCAGUUUGAGUUUUCUCCCUUUAUCAGAUUUUUUUUCACAAUGAAAACCUGGUUUUGUGACAAUUUUGUCCCUUGUUGAAUGAUAUUAUCGAGUUUAACAUACAUAGUGUGUUGUUUUGAAUUGAUAUUUGUUUAUUUUUUGUUGUUUUACAAGUCUGUGUAAUGAAAAUAGGUUGUGAUAAUUUACAAAGAUCUGGCUCUGUCCCUUUCUGUCCUUUCUCUGUCUGUCUUUAAUCCACAUAGCUGUGUACUAGCACACAUUGCAGUGCAUUCACAUUAUGUUUUAUAUUAUUCGUGUAAUUUAUGCUGUAAAUACUUGUUCUUUGCUUCAAUAAUUUUAACCUUCCUGUAAAUGUAUGUAUCUCAAAAAAGUCAGUCUUAGUUAUGUAUUAUAAUAUUUGACCCCUUGAUAACAUUAGUUUUAAGUAAAACUCAUUAAGCCAUCAAAUUAAUUCAAAAAGAUGUUUUCAAUGCCAGGCUGUUAUUUUGUUAUAAAUGUGUUCCAACAAAUAUUGACAGAACUUUAUGUUCAAAAACAAUCCCUUGCUAUAAGUAUUUCAUUCCUGUGCAUCUUAUACAAUUAAAAUAUGUUUUCAUCUGAACAAAUUCUGUAUUUUAAUCACUAAACAAUUACCAAACACUGAUAUUUUACUCUAGAUUCAUGUACAUCAUUUAAAGAAUAAGUCUUUGCCAGUUAAAACUGUUAACUAAUUAAAAAGGUGCAUACCUUUGCAUUCAUCAAUUAAAAAGAAAUGGGUAGUUGUACAAAUACUAUAUACACAUUUUCCUAUUUUGCUAUUGUCAUUGUAAAUUCCCCUACAAAUUUGUACAAUAUUAAUUGUAUUCUAUGUAUGAACGCUAUUUUUAAGUGCCUUUGUGCAAACACCAGAAUCAUAAAAAAUAAAAUGUAAACUCUG